This is a messenger RNA of Lolium perenne, 1221 nucleotides long. The record is from RefSeq and is a predicted model, not a curated record. NCBI's taxonomy places the organism in Eukaryota, Viridiplantae, Streptophyta, Magnoliopsida, Poales, Poaceae.
CUUUCUACCGGUUGCUUCUUUCUUUAAGUACUUAUAUAAACUCUUUGCACGCCAGCUGUGCCGGAAACCACCAUCAAGGACCUCUCCGACUAGCUCGCCACGCUCAAAGCUGAAAAAGAGCAGCUCGCCAAGGAGCACCAACAAGCUCUGGAUGCUCAAAGGAAAGUUUCCGCUGAGCUGAAGGAUAAGCUCAUGGAGUCUGAAGUCCGGCACUCGCAAGAGCUCAAGGAUGCCAAGGCUGCCGCUGAAAUAAAGUUGGACGACACCUUGAAGGAGUUUACCGACUCCAGCGCGGUGCUGCGGGCGGAGCUGGAAGAGGAGAGCAAGGCGCGAAAGGCCGCAGAAGAACGGAUCAACGCCCUCACCACAGACCAGGCUGCAUAUGACCGGUUGGUCAUGCAGGCCGAUGCCCUGGCCUUCACUCUUUCCGGAUUCACAGGUGCAUGCUUCCAAGAAGGUGGCGGAACGCAGGGCUGAGCAAUCCAUGCCCAAUCCGGAUGCGCCCUGGGACGCCUAUGACCACCUUGUGGCAUUGGCUGCCCGGAUCUGCCACAUGAGAGCUGUGGACCGGCACCUGGUCGAGCUGCCGGAGAGGGCCAUAGAGAUUUUCAAGGUCCUGUGGCCAGGGGAAGCCAUACCGGUGAAUCUGACACUUGUCUCGGAUCGCCUGAAGGAUGCUUGCCGGAGGCUCCGGGAAUGGAAAUGCUCAGCGGCCCGUGCCGGAGCGGAUGCGGCACUACGCAUCGCCUGCUCCUGGUAUGAAGAUCUGGAUCUGGAUGCUUUCCAUAGCCUCCGCGGCGAUGCGCCCACGGACACGGAUCCGGUCUUGUCCGCCAAGCGCCAGGACCGCGCCUACCGGAUCGCGGAGUUUGCCCAAACGCGCACCUUCAUCCCUCCUCCUUCCGGCGUCAGAGACGAAAUCUCCGACGACGAAGAAGACGCUGAGGACGAGGAGGAUGAAGAAGCCGCAGAAGGCAGUGCUCCUCCGGAACAAGGCGACGCUCCUCCGGAAGCUUCCAAAGCCGGCACGCAGCCCCCGGUUGCUUGAACCUUCUCAUUAUAUGUAUCACCUGCUGUCUCAAAACACUGAUCGUUAAAUUCUACCCCGGUAUGCCGGGGUCUAUGAUGUAAGAUAAUACUUUGCCGAUUUUUUGGCUGUGCUACAACAUUUCAUGCCGGUAAGCUAUACCGGUAAUUUAUGAAGUUUAAGUUUGUAUGCUA